Molecule: messenger RNA, 3405 nt
Organism: Anarrhichthys ocellatus (wolf-eel)
Lineage: Eukaryota; Metazoa; Chordata; Actinopteri; Perciformes; Anarhichadidae
Gene: slc3a1
Product: solute carrier family 3 member 1
Exons: 10
Coding region: 560-2614 (684 amino acids)
Biological process (GO): carbohydrate metabolic process; amino acid transport
Source: RefSeq, a predicted model, not a curated record
UGCUGUAGUUUUCGAGAGAUGUCGCCUGAAAUUUGCGCAUGCGUAGGAGGACAAAGAGAUUAGCGUUGGUGCGCAAGGUAAACUUGGAUCCUAGACAGAACUCGAGGAAAUACUGGCGAUAAAACAUUUAAGAUAUCCCACUGCGCUAACACAAUAACAAUGCAAUUCCCGUUUGUAAUACAGUUACAAAGUUGUUAUUUUAAACUGUUUAUUCUGUCGCACCAUUGUUAAACAAGUUUACCUCGAAAUCCCCAUUCCUCCAAGAUUAAGCUGUGACUCGACACAGGUGAAGGGUAUGAAUACUUCUCCCACUACACAUCUCAGUCAGCACUGCAGCAAGAAAGGUUAAUCUCCACCCGAUCCCAUCCAACUCUCCAGCUUCCCACAUUCCUCAGGUGGCACUGCGCGCGUAUGUGUGCGCGUGUAUGUGAGAGAGAGGAAGACAGAGAGUACUCUGGCCUCUAGCAGUUACAUAGCGUAAUUUGGCCUCUUUGAGUCAGUCUGACUUCCCGAAGAAGAGCUAAAUCAACACCGUUUGUUUUUCCCUCUUGCGAAUCAGAUGAGUGUUGCACAAGCCGCCGGUAGCAGGGAGCUCGGGGAGCGCAACCCCGGGUAUCAGGACGUGGACGGCGAUGGGUCAGCGGCGGACACCGUCAACCUCGAAGAGCCCGAGGAGAGGCGCGACACCACCACGCUGAAUUUGGACGCGGACGCGGAAUACAAGCAGAUCAAGCCGUACCCCGGGAUGCCCAAGGAGGUGGUGCUGCAGCACUCCUCCAAGGCCCGGUACCGGGUGCCCCGGGAGAUCAUGUUCUGGCUGAUGGUGGCGUGCACCCUGGCGCUGGUGGCGAUCACCGUCACGGUGAUCGCGCUGUCUCCGCGAUGCCUGAAGUGGUGGCAGGUCUCCCCGGUGUACCAGGUUUAUCUCCAGUCCUUCAAGGACUCCGACGGAGAUGGGGUCGGAGACCUCAAAGGCAUUCAGGAGCAGCUGGAUCACUUCCAGUACCUGAACAUCAAGUCAGUGUGGGUCAGUCCUUUCUACUGCUCUCCCAUGAGGGACUCCGGCUACGAUGUGGAAGAUUUCCGGGCCGUUGACCCGCUCUUUGGAACAAUUCAAGACUUUGAAGAGCUUCUGGCUCAAAUGCACAACAAAGGUUUGAAGCUGAUCAUGGAUUUCAUUCCCAAUCAUACCAGCGACCGUCACCGCUGGUUUAACUUGAGCCGGACUGGAGACCCUCACUACAAGGAUUACUACGUCUGGACCGACUGCAAUGGAUCCGCUCCGAGGCCUAAUAAUUGGGUGAGUGUGUUUGGGAAAUCGGCAUGGACUUAUGAUGAAGUCAGAGGACAAUGCUACCUGCACCAGUUCCUCAAGGAGCAGCCGGACCUGAACUUCAGAAACCCACAUGUCCGCAAAGAGAUGACUGAUAUCAUUCGUUUCUGGCUGGAGAAGGGAGUGGACGGGUUCCGGAUGGGUGCAGUGAAGCGCCUCAUGGAGGCUGCACACUUGAGGGAUGAACCACAGGUGGACCCAAACAAAGCACCAGAGUCUGUGGCCUCAGAGUGGGACCUCCACCAUGACUACACCACCAGUCAGCUGGGCCUGCACGACCUGCUGAGGGACUGGAGGGCUGAGAUGGAUGUCUACAGCCGUGAGCCUGGCCGAUACAGGUUCAUGGUGUCGGAGUCUUAUGAUUACCACGAGGUGGACAAGACCAUGAUGUACUAUGGCACCCCGCUGGUUAAAGAAAGUGACUUGCCCUUUAACUUUUACCUGCUGGACCUGCCUCAGAACAACAGUGGCUCGUGGGUUAAACAUCUGGUCCAGCUGUGGAUGGCCAACAUGCCCAGGGGACAAUGGGCCACCUGGCUGGUUGGGAACCACGACAAGCCUCGGAUUGCCUCCACUGCUGGUCAGACCUACAUUCGUGUCAUCAACAUGCUGCUGCUGACCCUCCCAGGCACGCCCACCACCUACUACGGCGAGGAGAUAGGCAUGGAGAACAUUAACGUCACAGACAGUCAGACACAGGACCUUGCUGGCAAAUACAAUGCGAGUGCCAGUCGGGACCCUCAGCGGUCUCCAAUGCAGUGGAGCGGUGACAUGAACGCAGGCUUUAACAACAAAACCAACAUCACCUGGUUGCCUGUACACCCUAAUUACACAAGCAUCAAUGUGGAGGUCCAGAGGGAAGAUGAAGGGUCUGUUCUGGCUCAGUACCGUUUCCUGACCGCCCUGCGUCAGUCAGAGCUCGCCCUUCAACGCGGAUGGUUCUGCUACGUCCACGCCGAUGCCAGUGUCUUCUCGUACCUCAGAGAGCUGGAUGGGCUUAACCGAGCUUUCCUCAUGGUGCUUAACUUUGGUAAAGAAUCCACCAUCACAGAUCUCUCCUCUGUUCGUGAGCUACCAGACCAGCUAAAGGUGCUGAAGAGCACCAACCAAGUCAACGACGGCAAGGCGUUACAAAAGUCUGGUAUCCCGACGGAGGCAGGAGAGAGUUUGGUGAUUCAGUACUCCACCAGCACUCGGUUUAAUCCGAACCACCCAGAACAGUGCUACGUCUCUGAGAAGGCCUGCUAUUUGAGUGUCAUGGAUAUACUUUAUAAAUGCUAAAAUGAAAAGUUAUUAAAGUUCACAGCAGCAAUCAAACGAUCAAGAUUCUUUUUCUCUGUACGAGAUCCAUGUCAUAUAAUAAAGAGGACCAUUGCAGAUACAUUCACUGUUGAUGUGGAUUAAGAUUUGGGCUCAUACUGUGGUCAUGAUGGCAGAUGUUUAGGUCAUUGUGGUUAGAUUCCUGAUUUCCCCCUCAUAGCUGUGCUAUCUCUUCCUCCUGCGUGGAGGCCGAGGAGGGUCCAGGUCCAGCUCUGUGUGUAGGAACGCUAGCGUGAGGGCUUCCUGAGUCGGGAAGAGAAGACAGAGGACACAUUUCUCAGUCCGUACCCAACAACUCAACCGAUAAAACUAAUGUCAGUGUUCACAAUGUGAGAAAAGGGUUUGUAUGAAAUUCUCUUUACAGUAUUGUCACUUUUCAGCAUGGAUGUGUAUUUUCAGUGGGUUUAAGAGCAUCUGGCCAAGCAAAAUCACUGAGAGAAUAAUAAUCAAAUAGAACUGCUUGUGUCUAAAUCGCCUUAUUUGUGGAUAUAUUUGGAAGCACAUAUUUAAAAAGCUCCACUUUAAAAACUUAAAAAUGCUUCAAAUCCCUUUUAGAGAGAGGAGAGUGCAUUACCUCCUCCAGCAUCAACUCAAAGUCAUCUGGUCCGUGGUGAUUUGCUCCAGGUUGAAUAUUCAGAACUACGUUUGGUGCUGGUUCACAUUCUGAAAGAACGAGGAACACGGAGGUCAAAGGCAAAAUGGGGGACAUUGUUUCAAACUUCCUCCCCUUAUCUUAUUGUAUGCCCACUUUC